AAUACAGAAUACGUAAACAAGCAGCGUGUUUUACGCUAUCGAUAUAGGCUUAUGAUAUAUAAAAGUAUUCUAUUUCUCUAAAUAAGUGUCUUUGUACCAUAAAUAAAUGAACUUAAUUAGUUAGAAAAAAUAAAGUAGGAUGUCUCACAACACAUAUAAUAUCUUAUGGGCAGAAGCUCAGCAAAGUUUAAAAUCUACUCUUGUCAAUGACUUGUCAAGUGAGCCUCAACUUCCAGAAAGGGACCAACAGGUGGCAUUCCAACGUGUAGCAAAACUGUAUGUGAACUAUAUCCAGAUCAUGCGUUCAUUAGAAGCUUGUUACGAUCAAAUGGUCCACCCCCAGAAGAGAAGAGUGGUACGACAGUUGCUUGAUGCCACCGUAGGAAGAGUACUAGAACUGAAGAGUGAGAUGGUUUCCAUUGAAUGUUCUGAAUAUCACUUCUUGGAUGAUCUCGUUACUGACAUGAAACUGGUUCCA
Molecule: messenger RNA, 478 nt
Organism: Limulus polyphemus (Atlantic horseshoe crab)
Lineage: Eukaryota; Metazoa; Arthropoda; Merostomata; Xiphosura; Limulidae
Product: IQ and AAA domain-containing protein 1-like
Exons: 3
Source: RefSeq, a predicted model, not a curated record